GUACAUUGUUUGUGGCCUUACAAAACACAGGAUGAACGGUUUUCAUCAAAGUACGUAACAAUACCUUUUAAAAAUGACCUGUAACACAGCAAUUGAUUAUGGCGACCAGGACGAAUGGACACCUUACGUGGCAUUCCCAGCGAAAGAACAAUUCUUCUCUCUUCCAAUAAAGCUCAAAGAUACAAUCCUAUCCAGAAACCAUUCCUGUGUAUCGCCUCUGAACGAAACUGUGUCCGUUUUCAAAAAACACUUACUCGUAACACUUAACCUCAGCCUUCCUGAGAGCCUGUGCGACAGUUAUUAUACAAAUGGUGAUACAACAGAAAGUUCUUGUUUACGUGGAAUAAACAGUUGUAUUACCUCAAACAAGAAAGCCACGCAAAUUUGGGACAAUCUUCGAGGAAGCUGUAGGAUAAAAUCAAGAACAAAAUGGCACGAUUCUGUUGAAAGUGAUUUCUUCUUUCGAGCUCUGGGAGUUGAAAAGUCAACCACAAGAGAUGGUCAUGUUGUUAAAGAUGAUCCUUUGUGGAAUUUACAACGGUGUACUUGCAAAGAAUUUAGGAAUAAUGCAUUUGAAAAUAAGAGAGCGUUGAAUGAAAUAAUAGGCGACGAAGAAGAAUGUAAUAGUCCUUGUCUGUGCCCCAGAUAUUUCAUCUCAAGAUCUGGCGUGGUGUUUGGCUCGUUUGAGGAAAAACAAUGUUUUGAUGCGAAAAUGGACAAGAUGGAAGCGGUUUUUAAAUCAGAACUAAAGACCAUUAAAGAGCAACAUGAACGACUGAAGGUGAUUUAGGUCACGACAUGUUGUCACGACUUUUUGCAAACAAUCUUUGCAGAAUGAAUGGAAACAGUGAAGAGUUCUCGGAUCGUUUGACGCGGGAUCUCGACAAGAAGUACAUUGCUGGCUUUUUACAAAUCGAUUAAUCGCAUCUGUUUCUUAAGCGUGAGCUAUUUAAAACGACACUACAAAACGAAAGCGAAAGAAAUUCCUGCUUUGUGUUCGCUUCGCAUGACAACUCAUUUGGUAUUGUUUGAAAGAAUAUCAAUUUACGGUAAUCUCAGUCGCUGUACAAUUAUUUUAUGUGAAUAAUAAUCAAUGUCAUCCAUAAGCAUGCAUUCCUACCAUUUUU
Dendronephthya gigantea is the source of this 1127-nucleotide messenger RNA. RefSeq lists its product as uncharacterized. The transcript has 3 exons. Bases 74 to 790 code for a protein of 238 amino acids. The record is from RefSeq and is a predicted model, not a curated record. Lineage: Eukaryota; Metazoa; Cnidaria; Anthozoa; Malacalcyonacea; Nephtheidae.